Molecule: messenger RNA, 1156 nt
Organism: Cinclus cinclus
Lineage: Eukaryota; Metazoa; Chordata; Aves; Passeriformes; Cinclidae
Gene: BRICD5
Product: BRICHOS domain containing 5
Exons: 9
Coding region: 1-1005 (334 amino acids)
Biological process (GO): regulation of cell population proliferation
Source: RefSeq, a predicted model, not a curated record
AUGUAUGCCGGCGAGGGCCAGGCAUGGUGGGUGAUGAAGGACUGCAAAGUCCCAGAGGCAGAACUUGCCUUUGAUCUGGGUAACAUGGAAAUGGACAUUAUGGACUCAGUGCAGGUCGUGUGUGAUUGUAACAGUGGUGGCACAGGUGUGUCUGUACCAGCCCAGGUUUGGGACAGCAGGAUCAACACCUGGCUCCAGCCCACGGAGCUCCGGCAGCACCAAGUUCCUGUUGAAAUGUGUGCCUGGAGCCGGGACCAUGCCCAGUCUGUUCAUGGGCAGGAGGCAGAGGAGCAGCAGCCAGGUCCUCACCUGAAGUGGAGGAUGGAAGGAGGGGACGGUGCCAGCCGUGCUGCUCCUGCAGACAGGAGGGCCACAGCACACUGCCCAGCUCCCUCCAGGACCUUCUGGAUCAUCUUGUCCAUUGCCUUGCUGUUUUUUGCAGUUGUUGGUGUCAUUCUUGUGGGGGUUCCCAGCUUCUCCCCCAGCUCUGCCCAGGCUGGCUCCCAGCUCGUCCGAGUGACACUCCAGGGCCAGCAGGACCCGCUGAGGAACCAGACAGCCGUGGUGGACAAGGCCAGGAGCACCAUCACCUACUACAUCACCUCACAGAGCAACCUGAGCUCCGUGGUGCUGUACGACAGCAGGAACGGCUACGUGUGCUACAAGCCACUGGAGCAGCGAGCCUGCUACCUGAGGAGGAUGGACCCCUGGGACCUGCAGACCCUGCAGCUACCUCUCAACACCUCUGAGCACAGAGCUGAGCAGCUGCUGCAGCACAACAACCAGACCAAGUUCUACCGGGAGUUCCUGGGCAUUGUGGCAGGGGAGCAGGUGGAGCCCAGGGGCCUGGGGGAGGCUGUGCAGACCCUGUGUGAGCACACAUCCAUCUUCUGGGUGCGGAGAGGGCACGGGCCAGGGAGGCAGCGCCUCAUCUACCUGUGCAUUGACAUCUGCUUCCCCAGCAACAUCUGUGUGUCCAUCUGCUUCUAUUACCUGCCCGAGUAAGUGCUGCAGCCACGGCCGCCCUCUCUGCCCUCACACUUGAACUGGAUUCCCAAAAAGCCUCUAACUUCCACGAGGAAGGGAACACCUACAACAUCCCCAGAGCUUCCUGCUGAUUCCGUGCUGUAGGUCAGGAGAGUUUAGAGAAACAGGA